AACCGGAAUACCUCUUUGCGGUCCAUUAUCUCCCGUGAACGGCCAUCGUCCCCCAAUACAAACAUUCACAGCGUUUCGGACUUUCGGUUAUCAUGUCUGUUGAGCUGGAUCCAAGCGAGUUGAGCUUCAAGAGGCCCUUCGACCAUGAAGUCUCACAAAUCCUCAGCUUGCGGAAUCCGCAUGAUGAUCCCGUUGCCUUCAAGGUGAAAACAACCGCGCCCAAGCAAUACUGCGUUCGACCAAAUUCUGGACGCAUCGAUCCCGGCGGCACCGUUGAAGUGCAAGUUCUCCUUCAAUCGAUGCAGAAAGACCCGCCUGCAGACUUCAAGUGUCGCGACAAGUUCCUUGUCCAAUCCGUCGGCAUCGCCAAGGAUACCGAUGUGUCCAACGUCGCAUCGAUCUGGUCUCAAAUCGAACAAACCGCCAAAAGCACCAUCCAAGAACGCAAGAUCCGCGUCGUCUUCCUUCCCGCCGAUGGCGACGCUCCCACCUCGACCCCCGCCAAAGCCCCCAACGGUAUCAAAGAUGAACUCUCCUCCUCCCAAUCCAUCCUCCCCAUCACUCCAGGCACCUCCCGCGCGAACUCCACCGCCCGCUCCGAACCCUUGAGCACCCCGACCACCUCCGACAAAUCCAAGGAAUCCAAGCCCAUCCCGACCGCCAUCUCCGAGAAAGCCAACGCCACAUACGCCGAGCUGAAGCAGCAGCUCGCGGCCGCGAACGAGCAGAUCCUCAAGUUGAAAGAACAGGCGCAGGAAGGGUUGCGCCAGCGGAAGCCGACCAGCCAGGAGACGAAGUCGACCGGCGCGGGCGGCGCGGGGAACUUGGCGACGGCGAACCGCAAUCCCCCGCAGAACGGCGUGCCGCUGCAGAUCACGGCGCUGCUGUGCUUGUUGAGCUUCUUGCUCGGGUGGUGGUUGUUUUGAGCGGUCGAGUCACGGCCUCCGCGUGGGGGUUGGGAUGUGGGGAGAUUCCAGAUAUAUGGUAACUCGGUUGGCAUCCCCAUCGUUGCAACCUGAGG
Molecule: messenger RNA, 1021 nt
Organism: Eremomyces bilateralis CBS 781.70
Lineage: Eukaryota; Fungi; Ascomycota; Dothideomycetes; Eremomycetales; Eremomycetaceae
Product: VAMP-associated protein
Exons: 6
Coding region: 93-926 (277 amino acids)
Biological process (GO): endoplasmic reticulum membrane organization
Cellular component (GO): plasma membrane; endoplasmic reticulum membrane
Molecular function (GO): FFAT motif binding
Source: RefSeq, a predicted model, not a curated record